Messenger RNA from Enterobius vermicularis (human pinworm), 255 nucleotides. The record is from the annotation of a GenBank genome assembly. NCBI's taxonomy places the organism in Eukaryota, Metazoa, Nematoda, Chromadorea, Rhabditida, Oxyuridae.
AUGAUAGGUUGGGCUUGGAUGCACUGUGGUAAGCAGGUAGGCAUACACUCUGCUGCACAUACUGGUUGUGGUGGAGGUGCUGAAGCUGCUGGUGGAGGCGCCGCAGCGAGAGGUACUGGAGCAACACAGGUUGGCAGACAUGCUGGCAUGCAGGUUCUGGCACAAGACGACGGAGCCUGUAAAACGGGCAGUGGAAGUGAUGGGAGAACUGGAACAACAGCCUCUGGUCGCUGUAAAACGGGCAGUAUCGAGUGA